Molecule: messenger RNA, 1272 nt
Organism: Aspergillus chevalieri
Lineage: Eukaryota; Fungi; Ascomycota; Eurotiomycetes; Eurotiales; Aspergillaceae
Exons: 4
Coding region: 1-1272 (423 amino acids)
Source: RefSeq, a predicted model, not a curated record
AUGGCUGCAACGCGAACUUCGUCCCGCCAGGCCGCCCAGAAGGCCAAGGAAGCGAUUACAGGCACUGCGGAGCCUAAGAGUCAAGGUACCACUGGCACCAAGCGCAAGGGAGCUACGGAAAAAGCUCCGGAAUCGAAGAAGGGAAAGAAGGGUGAUAAAGAACCGAAGAAGGGACCGGGGGAGAACAAAGAAGAAGUAGACCAGAAAGCGAAGGAAGAGGAGCCUCCUAAGCCAUCUCAUAACGAGGAGAGAGUAAAGGAAGAGGAGAAGGAGGCGAAAGAAGAGGCGAAAGAGGAGAAGAAGGAUGAAGGAGAACCAAGCAAGGCCGGUGCAGAAGCAGAGGGGAAGUCCGCUGAAGACGAGAAGCCAUCUGAUAGGAUUGAAGCCGGUGUUAGAAAAUCGCAAGAGCGAGAAGAAAUCGUGCCGUCAAACAUCCUCGAAAAAGGAAUCAUUUACUUCUUUUAUCGUCCGCGCGUCAAUGUUGAAGAGCCACACAGUAUGAAAGAAGUCGCCCGAAGUUUCGUCGUUUUGCGCCCAACACCGAUAGGAGCAACAAUUGAUGGGAAGCAAGGCUCGCUUGAGCCUGGUGCGAGCUGUCGCUUGAUCGUCCUUCCUAAGAAGAAAUUCCCAACAUCAGCUAGAGAACGGGAUAUGGCAUUCGUGGAGAAGGGAGGACAGUCUAUGAGAGAGUUGAAAGAAAGCUUCAUUUCUGGGGGCAAGUACGAAACCUCGACACGAGGCGAGCGCACGGUUGAAGAGGCCAGACCAUAUGCUGAAGGAGUAUAUGCCAUCACUUCGACGAAGCGGGCCUCACAUCUUGCCUACAUCAUUACUAUACCCGACGAACUCGGCUCGGUACAGGAGGACUUUGGUCUUCGCGGACGUGGUAGCUGGAUCGUGCAGGCCAAGAACCCUAAAUUCCCCGGUCCAGCUAGCGCACAGCUUCCCAAGAAACCAGAAUAUCCUGAGGAAAUCCACGAGAAAUUCGCCGAUUAUCGAUGGGUGCCACUGGAGCCCGUGUUCAUCAAUUAUCCCAACGCACAAUUUCUCAUGAUCGGUGAAGCCCAAGAUGAACUUGGAAAGGCUGCUAUUGCGGAGCCUGGUGGAAAGAAAGAAAACCAAGAACAACCGGGCGAGGAAUUGGAGAAGCUUGAGCACGAGAAUGAAGAGCGAAUUGAAGCUCUGCAGGGUGAUGCUACUGUUUAUCAAGAUCUAGGAUUGGAUGCGAAGAAUUAUCCCCAAGUGCCGACUACUUGGGAUGAUCAUUCCUAG